Messenger RNA from Oenanthe melanoleuca, 1716 nucleotides. RefSeq names its product scale keratin-like. The coding region runs from base 1164 to 1556 and encodes 130 amino acids. NCBI's taxonomy places the organism in Eukaryota, Metazoa, Chordata, Aves, Passeriformes, Muscicapidae. Gene Ontology annotation, cellular component: intermediate filament. The record is from RefSeq and is a predicted model, not a curated record. The transcript is spliced from 2 exons. Gene Ontology annotation, molecular function: structural constituent of cytoskeleton.
ACACUGCCCAACACUGGCCUUGUGUCCUGCAGCCCCCUCAGAGCCCCGAUCCCCACACCUCCAGAGCUCACAAGCCCUGCCUGAGUCCCUGUGCCCAGCCUGGCUCCAUCUGUCCCAGCCAAGAGGCUCUUUCCUCACUCCCCUGAGGAGGCUGAGCCAGGCCUGGCUGUGCCAGGCUGGUGCCAGCAAGGCCGCUGCCCCAGCAGCUCUGGUGGCCACAGAGGGCCCUGGGCAGCCCCUGGACCAGCAGGCAGAGCCCUGGAGGACCCACCUGGCUUUGAGCUGAGGAGAGCGAGGCCGCAGCAGUGGAUGCAGCCCUGGGCCAGCACAGCGCUUUUAUGGGUGGCCGCAGGGGCGGGGUAGGAGCUGCCCAUGCUGGGGCCAUGCGUGCGGGGGCAAGGCCUGACCUCAGUCCUGCUGCCACGGGGCUCUUCUGCUGACUCCUGCCUUUCCUGGCCAGCCCCAAGCUGCACCAUCAGCCCCUGCAAUUAUCCUGCUGGGACAUUGCCAGUGUCACCUCUUGGGUCACAGCAGCCCCAGGAGGCACUUGUCGUGUGCCAUCCGCUGUCCCUGAAGGGCACAGGGCAGAGCUGGCCCAAGGGCCAGGCAAAGAGAGCUCGUUUGGGGCCCUUACUGCUCAGCACCAUGCAGCACUGGCCAGUCCAGCAGAGCUGGGCUCCAUCUGCCCCCAGGCAUUGCCAGGGAGCUCUGUGACACAGGGGACAAAGAGUCUCAUGCCAGGCCUGACAUGCACAGCACAAGGAUCAGAAAUCCCCUCAAAAAGCACAACAGAGCUCAGGGUUCUCUCAGCCCUCCCCAGAGACCUUCCAAGCCCUCACAUGUGACUCUGGAGCCAAAUUCCUGGGUGCCAUCCUGGCUAUCAAGUAUCUGACGUGGCUGGAAGGACAAGAUGGCUUGGGCAGCAGGAGGUGCUGGGGUGGCACCAGGGGGAUGCUGACUCAGGGAGGAGCAGGGGCCGCACAGCCCUGGUGUCAGCAGCAGCAGCAGCAGGGAGUGUCCCCUGUGCAGAUUGGCCCAGCUGGUGCUGAGCAAUGCUGGGGCUGCUAUAAAAGCCCUGCCUGGGCCAGACUGGGCCAAGCACUGGCCUGGCCACCUUCUCCUCCUCCUCAGGGACAAGGAGCACCCUCGGAUCCCUCGCCAAGAUGUCCUGCUACGAUCUGUGCCCACCAAGGAGCAGCUCUGAGCUGUGCCCACCCAGAACCGGCGUGGCCGUGCCCCAGCCCAUCGCUGAGAGCUGCAACGAGCUGUGCGCCCGCCAGUGCCCCGACUCGUCGGCCCUGAUCCAGCCACCACCAGUUGUGGUCACCUUCCCCGGGCCCAUCCUCAGCUCCUUCCCCCAGCAAGCCGUGGUUGGCUCCUCCGGAGUCCCGGCCUUUGGCGGCUCCCUGGGGCUGGGCGGCCUCUACGGCGCCGGCGCCACCCAGGCCUCGGGAGGCCUCUGCACCUUUGGCAGAGCCUGCGCUGCUCCUGCCUACAGCCCCUGCGCCUUGCCCCGCUACAGCAAGAAGUUCUGGGACACCUGCGGGCCCUGCUAGAGCCACCACAGCCAGGAGAUGUUGAUCUCAGCUCAAGUUACCCUGGCCUCCUGCAGCAUGUGACACCCAGCCUGCCUGGGUCCUUCUUACCAUCCCUCUCCUGCCCCUCUUGGAAGGACAUCUCCUGCCCUUCUUGGAACAAUAAAAUUUUUCUGCAUCU